UACUCAUCUUCAUGGGAUUUCAUUUGUUGGAUCUUUUUUUCUAGUAGUUUCUCCAGUUCUUCAUAAUAAUUUAGUGCCUUUAUAUCUUUAAGAUCUCAGCUGAUAUGUAUAGUAAAAUGGAUCUAGAUAGUGCUGCCUGCCCAACAGAAGCUUUGUUGCCUUUACCACCUCCUCCUCCUCCAAGAAUAAAUUACUGAACAGCUGUGAACUGCUUUUUGCACCUUGACUCAGACAAGAGUGAUGUAGAAUUCACAAUUGAGUUCACAACGUUUGGAGCUGAUAUUGAUCUUACUGUGUAUUGGCCAUGUAUUUUUCUGGGGAGAUUUCUUACAAUGGUUAUAAAUUGGAAGAGUUUGUACUGCAGAAAACUUCUGCAUAUAUAAGCCAAAAUGAUCUACACAUCCCUGAAAUGACUGUUAGAGAAACACUAGAUUAUUCUUCUCGUUUCCAAGGAGUUGGAAGCAGAGCAGAGAUCAUGAUUAAGCUAAGCAGAAGGGAGAAAGAAGCAGGAAUUGUUCCUGAUCCAGAUAUAGAUACUUAUAUGAAGGCAAUUUCUAUCGAAAGUCAAAAGAAAAACCUACAAACAGAUUAUAUUCUGAAGACUCUUGGACUUGAUAUGCUGACACAUUGGUUGGUGAUGGCAUGAGAAGUGGUAUCUCAGGUGGUCAAAAGAAAAGACUGACAACAGGAGAGAUGAUUGUUGGCCCCACUAAAGCAUUGUUUAUGGAUGAAAUAUCAAAUGGAUUAGAUAGCUCAACUACGUACCAGAUUGUUGCUUGCCUUCAGCAGUCGGCACAUGUUACAGAUGCCACUAUACUUGUAUCGCUGCUUCAACCAGCGCCAGAGAUCUUUGAUCUCUUUGAUGAUAUAAUCCUGAUGGCUGAGGGUAAAAUUGUUUACCAUGGGCUCCGAAGUUCUGUCAUAGAACUCUUUGAAAGCUGUGGGUUCACUUGUCCUGAAAGGAAAGGGGUGGCUGACUUCCUCCAGGAGGCAAAUCCAUAGUAUCUGUUGCUAAAUGAUUGUCACAUUUCUUUCUGUCAAUUAGAAGCCAAUCAAAUUUUAUUGAUUAUUUUCAGGUUAUAUCGGAAAAAGAUCAAGCACAGUACUGCUUGCCAUAAUUUCAUCCAUAACGAUGACUGUAUUUUUGAGAACUCGGAUGGAUACUGAUUGGAAGUUAUUAUUUGGGAGCCUUGUUUUACACUCUCAUCAUUCUU
Nicotiana attenuata is the source of this 1214-nucleotide messenger RNA. Its product is annotated as pleiotropic drug resistance protein 3-like. The record is from RefSeq and is a predicted model, not a curated record. Bases 305 to 646 code for a protein of 113 amino acids. The transcript is spliced from 6 exons. Lineage: Eukaryota; Viridiplantae; Streptophyta; Magnoliopsida; Solanales; Solanaceae.